Molecule: messenger RNA, 735 nt
Organism: Etheostoma cragini (Arkansas darter)
Lineage: Eukaryota; Metazoa; Chordata; Actinopteri; Perciformes; Percidae
Product: microtubule-associated protein 11-like
Exons: 4
Coding region: 67-735 (222 amino acids)
Biological process (GO): cilium assembly
Cellular component (GO): TRAPPII protein complex
Molecular function (GO): alpha-tubulin binding
Source: RefSeq, a predicted model, not a curated record
GUGAGUUUCAUUGUUGUGUUGACUCCGGUGCUGGUCCUGCUCGCGCAGCCUCCUCCCGUCGUCGCCAUGGUGCAGAUGAUGGAGUCGCAGUGCGAGUACUUCAUGUAUUUCCCGGCGGUGCCCAUCACGGAUCUGUCGGACCCGGCCCGGUACCGCACGCUGCCCCGGCGCAGUCACCUCUACCUGGGGGAGACGGUCCGCUUCCUGCUGGUGCUGCGCUGCAGGGACGCCGGGGCGACGCCGACCGACCACGGCCCCGCAGGGGGCGCCGAGGGUCCUGCAGCCGGUUUCGGGACGGAGUCGGCCAGCGGCCGGGCGUGGCGGGAGCUCGCCGGCUCUCUGUGCGCCGUGGCCAGCGUGAGUCCCGGUGAGAGCGGCCGUCACCGAGGCAACCACCACCCCCAUCACCAUGACUACCAGAGCAGCGGGGACGAGGCCAACGAGGACGGCGAGGAGGACUACAUCGCAGCCGCGGAGGCGGCCAUCGCGGCGCUCGGCAGCAGGGUCGACUCCCGCUGUCGGAGCUUCAGGGACUGCAAGCCGCUGCUCAUCCACAACUCAUCUGGGACGGCGGCCAGGGAGUUCCGCAGGGCACCUGUCCAGUCUCCUCUGGACGAGCCGGUGGUUUUGACGGAUGAAGUCAUCUUCCCCCUCACGGUCUCUCUGGACAAACUCCCCGUCAGCACCCUGAAGGUCAAGGUGAGGACAACGUUGUUCUGGCUAUGCGUUCUAUAG